CAGCUGCCGGGUGUCACCGUCGGAGCAGAGGAGGGGACAGCCUCAGGGUGACGGGAGGGUGGCCGGUCGUGUGCUAACUAAGGUGUGGCGUGGCGAGCCACACGUGUGCGCGGCGGGUGAUACCUGCAUGGAGCCUGGCAUGGGCAUUGACAGCUAGGUCGAAAGGGGCCCUCUGGCCUCUCCCACAGUGCCCAGCAUGGCUACAACCCAACCAGGGCUGUCUGGACCGUACCUGGAGCCUCCGAUGGGGUCACAACCCGACUCCGAUACGGAUUCCGAUUCGGACGGUCCAGUCUCCAGCAACGCCUGGCCUGGCACCAGCUACCCAGCCUGCUCCCAAGUCAUACACAGCGGACACUUCAUGGUCUCAUCUCCGCACAGCGAUUCAGUCCCCCGUCGGCGCCACCACCGGGCCGAGCCGGAACCCCCCGAUCCGCCAAGCAUCGACCCCACCCUCACACGGCCCUUUGAGUGCAUGAGCCUGGCGUACAGUGGGAAGCUGGUGUCUCCCAAGUGGAAGAACUUCAAGGGCCUGCGGCUACUCUGGCGGGACAAGAUCCGUCUCAACAACGCCAUUUGGAGAGCGUGGUACAUCCAGUAUGUGGAACGCAGGAAAAGCCCCGUGUGUGGAUUCAUCACCCCCCUGGACGGCUCCGAGGCAGAUGAGCACAGAAAGCCAGAAGCUGUCGUCCUGGAGGGGAACUACUGGAAGCGACGGAUCGAGGUGGUGAUGAAGGAGUAUCACAAGUGGCGGAUCUACUACAAGAAGAGGCUUCGCAGAUUCAGCCGAGAAGGGGAGGUCCAAAGUCCAAAGCCGGAUGACGGAAACUGGAAAUCCACGGAGAGCUGGUGCGAGCAGCUCUUCUCCAACGUGGUCCCGAUGCUGCUGAGGGACGAGGAGGAAGAGGCAGCAGGACGCCAGCUCUUUGACCUGGACAGCUUCCUCUCCGACAUCUCCGACACUCUCUUCACCAUGACCAACUGCCCGCCUCCUCAGCCACCGCCAGAAGACGCCUACAUUGCCAACGCCGACAUGAUCCAGCCGGACUUGGCCCCGCUGCAGCCAAACCUCGAUGAUUUCAUGGAGAUCUCUGAUUUCUUCUCCAGCCCUCGGCAAUUGCCUGCGCAGACGGUGGCCAUGAACUACCAGGAUCAGCCUAGCUUUGUGCCCUUGCUGGAGACCCUGUACAGCAGCAGUGGCGGCAACAACCACUUCCCCGGCCCGGCCGACACCCUCCUUCCCUCCGGGCCUGCCCGCUCCCCUGUCCUGCCCAACGCUUGCCUCCAGUCUGCAGGCGGCUGCUCUGCCCAGCUCCCCUCCCCUGGCCCCUUCCUGAGCCCUGGCCCCGCCCCCUGUGACGCCCCCUGCCAGCCUUGGCCCCGACCUCAAAGUGAAGCCCCUGCACCCCUACGCACUCCCGGGCAAGUGGCUCGGUCUGGACUCCUAUGGCUCUUACUGCCCGACCCCCCCGCCCAGCACCCCCCUGCUGAGCCCAGACCCUGUGUGCCCCUCCCCAUCGGCCCCUCGCUCCAAGCUCCACUACCCCCACUCCCCUCUCUUCCCUCGCCCCCCUUUGCCGCCAGCCCUCUCCCCACUCGGCUUCCCCCCCAACAUAGCCAUGCCCGGCUACGGCGUGGAGCUGCCUUCCGGAUACCCGCCUCCCUUCAGUGCCCCACAUCUGCACCCUGGAGUGCCAAGCGCCCCUGUGUUCGGGGCCGCCCAAGGGCAGGCACCGCCUGGGGGCGGCAGGCCCAAGGCCAAGGGGCUGAACAGCAAAGCCAAGAGAUCGCCGGGGCUGCCCAUGCCUCCGCUCGCCACAAUGCCAAACCCAUGCCUGACGCAGCUGCUGACCACAGGAGCCCAGAGCGGUGUACAUGCUUAUGUCUCUCCCCACAACCCCUGCGAGCUAAACCAGAACCAAACCUGGACACCCUAUCUGCUCCCGCUCAGACCCCCAUCACAGUGUCCCAAUCCAUGCAAAAUGCUUUUGGUGAAGAGCUGGCCAGCUUCUUGCCCAGACUGCCUCAGCCAAGCCCUCAUCUAUCCUCUACAUCCAGCCCUCCACGGCCCCUGAUCGUCCCCAAGACGGAGAGGCUCUCCCCGACCCCAAUCUCUGCCAGUAACCGGAGGAUGUCGGGGCAGGGAUCGCCUGCCUUCAUCGAGGCGCCAAGUGUCAGGAUCUCACCCCCUCAUUAUUCUUCUGGCCGCAGCAGGCCAGAGCCAAGCAAGGUGGAAAGCCGCCAGAUCAUCCACAUCUCCGCCGAGCAGAAGCGCCGUUUCAACAUCAAGCUGGGCUUCGAUACUCUGCAUGGCCUGGUGAGCACGCUGAGUUCCCAGCCUAGUCUCAAGAUCAGCAAAGCCACCACCCUGCAGAAGACGGGGGAAUACAUCAGCAAGCUGCAGCAGGAGCGGGCCGCCCUGCAGGACGAGGCGCAGCGCCUACGGGACCAGAUCGAGGAGCUGAACGCCGCCAUCAACCUGUGCCAGCAGCAGCUGCCUGCCACCGGGGUGCCCAUCACCCGCCAGUGCUUCGACCAGAUGAGGGAGAUGUUUGACGGGUACGUGAGGUCCUGCACCCUGCAGAACUGGAAGUUCUGGGUUUUCAGUGUCCUUAUGCGCCCCCUUUUUGAAUCUUUCAACGAGAUGGUUUCUACCACCAGCAUGGAAAGCCUCAGCCAGACGUCCUUGGCUUGGCUGGAUCAGUACUGCUCACUCCCAGUGCUCCGACCUGCCAUCCUGAGCUCCCUCCGCCAGCUGAGCGUCUCCACUUCUAUCCUGACCAACCCGGCUGACAUCCCUGGACAGGUGACCCAGGCCGUGACGGGGUCUGGCCCCAACCACGGCUCCUCCUAGCCCUAAAAGGUGGGACCCGAUGGCAGCAAGAACCUGCACCCUGCCAAAGAACUGCUUGCAGCGAAUGGAUGGAAGAGUCAGCUUACCUAGUGGGCUGGCCUUAGCCCAGACGGGAAGCAGGUCGCUCCAAAACCAUGUGGCUUGGACUAUCACCAUCUUCCUCGCCCUCCUCCUCCUCCUCCUCCUCCUGGCCAGCCUGGCCAAUGUCGCAAACGGUGAUUUCACAAAAGUGUCGCUGCUGGGUCUGCCGACAGCUUCCCACUCUCCCUCACCCAACACUGCCCUGUUUUGCAUCCAAGAUGGUGCUGCUUUUCCAGACAUCAUGGAGGAACAUAGGAACAUAGUUAGCUGCCGUAUACUGAGUCAGACCAUUGGUCUAUCUAGCUCAGUAUUGUCUUCACAGACUGGCAGCAGCUUCUCCAAGGUUGCAGGCAGGAAUCUCUCUCAGCCCUAUCUUGGAGAUGCUGCCAGGGAGGGAACUUGAAACCUUCUGCUCUUCCCAGAGCGGCUCCAUCCUCUGAGGGGAAUCUCUUGCAGUGAACACACAUCAAGUCUCCCAUUCAUCUGCAACCAGGGCAGAUCCUGCUUAGCUAGGGGGACAAGUCAUGCUUGCUUCCACAAGACCAGCUCUCCUCUCCUCCAAGUCCCUUUAGGACCUCCAAGUCCCACAGGAAGCUGCCAUAAACCGAGUCCAACCCUUGGCCCAUCUGGCUCAGUAUUGUCUACACAGACUGGCAGCAGCUCUCCAAGGUUUCAAAUGAGUCUUUCCCAGCCCUACCUGGAGAUGCUGCCAGGGAUUCAACUUGGGACCCUUGGCCUGCAAAGCAGAGGCUCUACCACUGAGCGCGGGUCCUUUCCUAGGAGGCUGCCUUAGGCUACAGGCAGGAAUCUCUCCCAACACUGUCUAGAAAUGCCAGAGAGGAAACGUGGAACCUUCUGCAGGCAAGCAUGCCAGUGCUGUUCCCAGAGCGGAUUCCCCAUCCCGUGAUGGGGAAUAUCUUACAGUGCUCACACAUGUAGUCUCCCAUCCCAAUGCAAACUAGGGCAGACCCUGCUUAGCAAAGGGGACUGUUCAUGCUGGGGACCACAAGACCAGCUCUCCUCCAGGAAACUGCUGAUUCCGACUUCCAAAGCCCUAAAUCAGCGAUGCACAACUCAAACACCCCGGUGGGCUGGAACUAACCACAACAUGGUGUUUGGGGGCCAAGGUCAAUUUUCAGCACGUUAUUACACUAAAGUUAAUAUAAAUAUUAAUGAAAGGAAGUAUUGUGGAUCCUUGCCCCUCAUCAAGGGACCCACAAUUUUAAUUAAGGAUAGUGACCAGAAAACAGGCCCUGUCCCUUCUCAGUCAUUGGGGUCAUAGGAACAUAGGAAGCUGCCAUAUACUGAGUCAGAUCCUUGGUCCAUCUAGCUCAGUAUUAUCUACCCCAACUGGCAGCGGCUUCUCCAAGGUUGCAGGUAGGAAUCUCUCUCAGCCCUAUCUUGGAGAUGCUGCCAGGGAGGGAACUUGGAACCUUCUGCUCUUCCCAGAGCGGCUCCAUCCUCUGAGGAGAAUCUCUUCCAGUGCUCACACAUCCUGGCCAGCCCCAAACAAAUGCCAAGUUCUCUCCUCUCCCUAAAUCGCUGUUGCUUUCAGGUUGCAAUUCUAGGCAUGCGUAAUCAGGAGUAAGACUCACUAUGGCGCUACUUCCGAGUAAACACGCAUAGGAUGGUGCUGUAAGGCCGGUUCAGAGCAGGCAGAGGAUGGACCCUUUGGAGAAGAGGGAGCUGACUCAUAUAGAAGCCCUCUGCCUUUCUGGAGAACUGUUGCUACAGGAUAUUCCUCCCUGGGGGCCACCCCAAAAAAGCCCCUGUGGGACAGAUCCGACCCCCAAGUCUUAUGGUGUGCAGGCCUGCCCUAAAUGGUUUGGGAUAUUUUGAAAGCUACCUUCUGCCCGAGUUGAGGGGCCAGUACCCAAGUAGGCCCUGCUUUCUGCCCCACAGCCACCUGCCCUUCACAGCUGUGUAGAAGACUGGCCCUCAUCCAGCCAGUCUGGCUGUAUCACUGGCUGCUUUAUGCUGGCUGGCUCAUUGCAACCAGCCUGUUGCAGCUGCCUGGACUACAUUCUGUUUGCUGAUCCCGCAAUUCAAUUCAGUAUCGUUACUGUGGUCAGCAACCAGUCUUUAACACAUACACACACAAAAGCAGAUGUGUUUUCUCUUUAAAAUAUGCUGCUUGUUUCGUGAGCUUUCAGAAUGCCUUGUUUUAUACUGUCUUAUUUGCCAUGUAAGCCGCUUUAUCGUGGAUAGAAAAGCGGGACAGAAAUGUCUCAAAAUAAAUACACUAGUACAUA
Molecule: messenger RNA, 5187 nt
Organism: Hemicordylus capensis (graceful crag lizard)
Lineage: Eukaryota; Metazoa; Chordata; Lepidosauria; Squamata; Cordylidae
Gene: MLXIPL
Product: MLX interacting protein like
Biological process (GO): regulation of transcription by RNA polymerase II
Cellular component (GO): nucleus
Molecular function (GO): DNA-binding transcription factor activity, RNA polymerase II-specific; protein dimerization activity; RNA polymerase II cis-regulatory region sequence-specific DNA binding
Source: RefSeq, a predicted model, not a curated record